Molecule: messenger RNA, 1581 nt
Organism: Paramecium sonneborni
Lineage: Eukaryota; Ciliophora; Oligohymenophorea; Peniculida; Parameciidae
Source: the annotation of a GenBank genome assembly
AUGCCAAAAUCAAAUUGUGUUAAUAAACUGAAAAAAGAAAUGCAAUAUCACUUUGAUAUGUUUGGACAAACUCCAAAUUUUACAAUACUUGAUAGAAACGAAUAUACUUCAGCCCUUGGGUUCAUCACCUCAAUUGUAAUUGGAAUUUUUUGAGUUUUAUUUUUUUGUUACUGAAAUAUUAUCUAGCCAAUAAUUCUUCAAAAUGAUAACUUUACAUUAGCUAUAUCUAUUGGAGAUCGAUAUUCAGAGCCAUUGAUAGGUAUCGAUAGAUAUUUCUAACUCAAUAUCAGUUAAUGCGAGAGAUAUAGGAUGAAGGAUGAAAAUUCCGAAGAUUCUGAAAACAUUUCUGUUAAUUUAAAGUAAAUAUUUAGUGAUACUAUAAGUUGUACUUAAAUUCCAUACGAACCAUGCAAUAUGUCUCACUUCACAACUAAAAUAUAAAAGAAAUAUUUUUCGAUUAUUAGAAUGGGAGCAAUUUAAUGUAUUAACAGAAAAUAUCUUCAUGAAAAUUCUUUAGUAAUAUAAUAUUAAUAUAUAUCUAAGACUUUGUAAGGUUAAAUUACAUCUUGGUCAUUCAGAUACAUAUCCAUUUAAUUUUCAGCUUGCCAAAAUACAAGUUAAUAAUAAAGUUGUGCACCUUAAGAAGAAAUCGAAUCGGUUUUGCAAUCAGGUCAUUACAAUGUUUAUAAAAGCGAUUAUCUCACUACACUUGAUCAUCCAGAUUAACCUUUUCAUGAAGUCAUUACACUUGAAUUUAGUAGUUUCUCUAUAAGCACUUCUAAGACAAUAUCUUAACGUUAUAAGAUAUCAUAAACAAUUACAGAUCAAGGAUUAAUUUGGGAACAAAUUCAACAUCAAUCAAAUAUUUAAUAAAGUGAAUGGAGAGAAAUAAAUGAAUUUUAUAAUCACCAAUUUUUAAUUGCUCAUUUUAUAAGAUUGGAUUAUAAAUUAACAAAUAACAUUAGAACCUAUGUUAAAUUGUAAACUAUUUUAGGAAAAUUAGGAGGGAUAUUUUAGAUUUUAAUUAUGAUUUUAGUAAUUAUUUUAAGACCUAUAGUUGAAAAUUUUAUGAAAUUAGAAAUGGUGAAUUCUCUUUUCAAUUUUUCUGAUUCAUUUCAAACUUAAUAACAUCCUAAUAUUUCAAAAGAAAAAGAGAUGAAAAUUUAAAUAAACAGAACUCAAAACUAGAAUAAAAACCAGGAUCUCAGUAAAAAUCAAAUAAAUUAUAAAUUAAAUUAAUCUAGUAUUUAAGCUUGGUUGAUGAUUUUUGGAUGCAAUAAAUCUCAAAAACAAAAAUUUAUUUUUGCUAAAAAUAAAGUCAAUAAAAAUCUAGAAAUAGUGAAUAUUUUGAGAAAGCUACAGGAAAUUAAAAUUCUAUAGAAAAUGUUGCUCACAAAUGACUAAUAUAUUUUCUUAAAAAAAUAUAAGAGAAAAAUUGAUCAGAAUGGUUUCUCUAAGACCUGCAUUAAAUAUAAUAGUAUAUAUUAUCUUGCUCUGAUAAUUAAGAUUAAUUCAAUCAGAAGAAUUAAUUAGAAAAUUUUAAUAUAGAUAGAAAAGUUAAUUAAUCUAAGAGCAGAUUGA